AUGUUGUUGUUGAUAGUACAUAAAGCAUUUUCUCUUAUUAAUAACCUCGGUAUUUGUAAAAAUAUGUCUCUCAGUCCAAGCUCAAGUAUAGUAAACCGCACAAUAGAUCUCAAAUAUGCGAACAAGAAGCGGUCCAACUCGCUCAAAUGGCUCGUAGUGAACGUCGUAUUGUUAACGCUGUUCGUGUAUGACUUGUCGCACAUGUGCGCGGGAUACACUACGGCGCUGCACUGGGUGGAGCUGUGCUGCGCCGCCGUGCUCGGCGCGAACGUGCUGCAGCACGCGGUGCGCGUGGUGCGCUGCCGGCGCGCGCCGCUCGCGCUGUCGCCGCGCCAGCAGCGCCUGCUGGGCGUGAGCGGCGCGCCCGCCCGGCCCCUCGCGCCGGCGCGCGCGUGCUCCACGCCCGCCGCGCCCGCGCCGCUGUCGCCGGCGCGCACGUGGCGCGUGGCGGACUCGUCGCCGCCGCCGUCUCCUCCGUCACCCGCGUCGCCCUCGUCGCGGCGCGAGGAGCGACCGGCCGCCGCCGACGAGUUCAUAGCCGACAGUCGUUCGCUGGCCAACUACCUGAGGCAGUACGGGGAGCGCGCGCGCGUGGAGGGCUCGGGCGGCGGCGCGGAGCUGUGGUCGCCGCUGAUGCCGGCCGCGCCGCAGCCGCACCACUACCAGCUCGCCUCGCUCGACUCCGAGAUCUCCGCUCUGGAGGAGGGUGCGGGCGCGGGGGCGGGGGCGGGGGCGCCGGCCGCCUGGCGCCGCCUGCUGCUGGAGCCGACGCGCGUCACCGAGUGGAACCAGAACCUGCGUCUGUGGCUGCACUGCACCAUCCUGCAGCGCCUGGUGCGGGAGAUGGCGCGCGUGGACGAGGCGCUGAGCGCGCUGGGGCUGGGCGAGGCGCGCCUGGGCCACGUGGGCGUGGAGCGCCUCCAGAAGCUACCGGCGGCGGCCGCGCUGCCCUCGCUGGGCGCCCUGCUGCCGUACCUGGAGCCUUUCGCCGACCAGCGCUACGCCGUGCAGCGCAUCCGCGAGCUCGCGCACGGCGGCUGCCUCAGCGGCUAUCGCUGGAGCGGCGGCGGCUCCGACUGGGACGAGAGCAAGCCCGCGGACGCCGAGCUGCUGCUGCGGCUGCUGGCCGCCUACCUGGACGGGCAGCUGCCGCCGGCGCCGGCCGCGCGGCCCUUCAGCUCGGUGCACCUGUCCGAGGCGCCGGGCGCACCUCCGCGCGGGCCGCACGCGCUCGCCAUCCACCGCGCCGCUGCGCGUCCGCCGCACUACGUGCUGGCGCUCGGCGACGAGACCGUGGAGGUGGCGCGCGGCCGCAACAACCUGCUGCACACGAUCCUGCUGUUCAUCGCGGCGGCGGCGCGCAGCGAGCCCCCCACGCUGCAGCGCCUGCACCUCGGCCCCGCCGGCCUCAACAUGCUCUGGAUCAUCGGCCGGUGA
This is a messenger RNA of Arctia plantaginis, 1437 nucleotides long. The record is from the annotation of a GenBank genome assembly. Lineage: Eukaryota; Metazoa; Arthropoda; Insecta; Lepidoptera; Erebidae.